AUGUCGUCUUCGGUCGUCACCGCGUCGUUCGGGACGCACGCCGCGAGCGUCGCCGCGCACUUUUGGAACGUGCGAGAGGAUGACUCGGAUGAAAACGAUGAGGUCGAUUGGAACGUCGACCACGCCGAGCGCGCGCGCGUGAACGAGGGCUCGACGUCGAUCUCGUACGUCCCGAGAUGGGUCGCGUUCGACGCGCGAUCGCUCAGAGGGAAAACGACGGCGACGGGGUUGUCGAGCGGUGACGCGGCGGCGGCGGCGGCGGCGGCGUGGAGCGGCGCGUGGACGGUGACGCGCGCGCCGCCGACGCGCAGGAGCGCGUACGCGCGAGCGCUCGAGCGCGAGGCGAAGGCGUUGAAGAGUGAAAGCGCGUUGCGGGCUUUGGUGGGAGACGAGGAUGAGGAGGAUGGGCGGUCUCGGAGUAAGCUCGGCGUCGUCGGCCGAGCGCUAGAGCUGCGAGCGUCUGGAGGCGUCGCGGCGGAUCCGUUAGAUGACAUGGAGGACGUCUCUCGGGCGUUGAUCGAAGCGGCUGAGAAAUUGGACGUCGACGCCGAGCAUUGGAGCGAUUAUCUCAAGGUUGAGCUGUGCGAGCGAAACGAGUUUGCCUUGGCGGGAAAGUGGACCGGCAUCAAUGCCUUCGAUGGUUUCGGCGAAGGGACGGAUUGGAUAGAGAGUGAGGACCGAAGGGAGGACGUGCGGGACGCGAUUCGCUAUUGGGUGGAAGGAUGUGAUGUUUUAGGUGGGUUUAGAAUUCUGUGUGACGAUUUGAGCGGGUUCGGGGGAGUGUGCGCAAAGGCUCUUGAGGACGUUCGAGACGAUUACAACCAUCGAACCGUGUUUGUCUUCUCGACUCGACCGCCAGCGAAGAAGGAGCGUAAGCGCAUGGACAUGCUCAACGCCGCGUUUGCAGCGACUUCGCUCGCUGCGUCGAGUGACUUGUAUUGUCCACUCGCCGCGUGCGAUGACUAUUCCCCGACGCUUCGAGUACACGAAGACAGUUGGUUUCACGCGUCUGCCGUCUGCGCGCUUGCAAUCGAGGGCAUAACCACCCCGUGGCGGCUCAAGCGGGAUGUCAGCGGAGCUUCGAACAUACAUGAGAUGUGCAAAUUCAUGACAGCUCGAGCUCCCGGACCUUUCGCGUCCGUGAAGACAUCGGUGCCGGCACCUGGGAUUCGAGGCGCCAGCGACGCCGACACACUGCUCGAUUCGAUGCGCUUCGUUAGUCCGGGCGUGCGAGCACCCGACGGGGAAGAUGACGCUCCGUUCUCGGAAUUUUUCAUCGCGCGAGGUCUCUCGACGGACUCCACCGUCGUCGCGUCCACGAUCGACGCGAUGACCUCUCGAGAGCUCUAUCGAUGUCCUCGUCGGCGAUGCGUCGUGACUACCGAGGUCCCAAUCCCGCUCCCUUUCCCGAGAAUAUUCCCCUCUGGCCGACCGAGCUCGGUGCGCUCGCUAACCAGACUCACCACGAGCUCGAGCACCACGAGAGAUCUCACGCGGAUUCACACAGAUUUCGCUCGUGCGUCUAUGUCGUCUGUCGGCAAGACCAUCUUGGCCCAGUGGUCGUGCGACGCCGUAGAGCGCGCCGAGAUCGUCGAAAACCUCUGCACCCGCGCCCGCGCCUACGCCGGUGACGACGACGCGGAUGAUUUUUAG
Molecule: messenger RNA, 1653 nt
Organism: Ostreococcus tauri
Lineage: Eukaryota; Viridiplantae; Chlorophyta; Mamiellophyceae; Mamiellales; Bathycoccaceae
Product: Misato Segment II tubulin-like domain
Exons: 1
Coding region: 1-1653 (550 amino acids)
Cellular component (GO): cytoplasm
Source: RefSeq, a predicted model, not a curated record